CCUCCUCAACUUGAUCCUCAUCUUUACCUACUCUCAUCUCACUCUCUCACUCAGAUAAUGUGCGCUCACUUAUUGGGAAGAAUAAUUUGUGUUCACUUUAUUUCAUGGUUAACUGUUGUUUACAUCUUCUCAUGAUCUCUCCUCCUCAUCACCAUCUUCAUCCUUCAACACAAACACCACCAAUUGAUUUGUCAAUAUUGUUCAUGUUUCUUCACCAAGAAUGAUCCCUUUACAUCACCAUCAUUUCCCCUUGAAACUAAUCAGUGCCAUUAUCGUGUUUAACAUGUUUCUUUCCUCUACAAAUGGUCGCUUGAUGCUAUUCAAAUCAGCCUCAUCUUCACCAAUAAAACACCGUAAACCACUCAAAGAGUCGCCAAUCUAUUUCAUUACAACCCGCUUAGCGAAACCAUCGUUAAUCUCUUCAAUUUCAUCUUCCAUUUCGUCCUCCUUUUCCUCAUCCAAACCAUCAACUUCACCACCUUUACCAAACUCAAUGGAUAAUCAAAGUUUAAAGGUUCCUCCAAGGAAAACCUAUUCACCUUCAAUGGAUAAAAGUUUACUCUCAUCGGCCAUUUACAAGUUACCAUUAAAGUUCAUCUCCAAUGCAAAGCCAAUCGACAUAAUUACAGGUUUCACCAAACACGGGAACAAUUUCAUGGUCAAGAAUAAGAAACAAAAUCCCAAGAAACCGUCAAAUGUGAUUUAUCUUCCAGUUAAAUACCAUUCAAAUGGGAAACCAAGUAAAGUGAUUAUAAACAAGUUCACAAAGAAUUUCCAAAUGUGAUGAAUGCUGAUCAACUAUUCAUGUUAUUAUAUCAACAAUUAUUUAUAAAACACUAUUUUUCAUUACCAUUCUCAUUUUGGAAUUUUAUAAUUUUCUAUUUAAGAUUAAAAUUUUCAAUUUUUAGC
Messenger RNA from Tetranychus urticae (two-spotted spider mite), 909 nucleotides. RefSeq lists its product as uncharacterized. The record is from RefSeq and is a predicted model, not a curated record. NCBI's taxonomy places the organism in Eukaryota, Metazoa, Arthropoda, Arachnida, Trombidiformes, Tetranychidae.